AUGCUAACAGUCUCAGCCAUGAUCUCCGCUGCUCACCUGGAGGGUUCCAACUUUGGGUCGAGUGAAUCUCACGGUCUUUUCCCACAAUUCUAUCAGUCGUCGUGCCCUCCGGUUAAUAACAUUGUCAUCUCCGUGUUACAGCAGGCCAUCGAGAAGGAUCCCCGGGUGGCAGCCUCUUUGAUAAGGCUUCACUUCCAUGAUUGCUUUGCUCAGGGUUGUGACGCCUCGGUGCUACUAGACAACAGUACGACAAUACGGCGCGAAAAAGGGGCAAAACAACGUGAAUUCUCUAGAGGGUUUGAAGUGAUCGAUGAGAUCAAGGCCAAGCUAGAAGAAGCAUGUCCCCUGACUGUGUCAUGCGCUGACAUUGUCGCUCUUGCUGCUAGGGGAUCCACUGUACUAAGCGGUGGACCUGAUUGGGUGUUGCCACUAGGAAGAAGGGACUCCAAAACUGCAAGCGUGGAAAUCUCUGAGAGAAACAUUCCAGCAUCGAAACCCGAUCUCUCAUCCCUAACAGCCGGCUUCGAGCGACAAGGUCUUGAAGAAACUGACCUAGUUGCUCUCUCAGGAGGGCAUACAAUUGGCUUCGCAAAGUGUUUGUUCGUCAGGCAGACUCGGAAAUCAGUUUGCCCUAGAAGAGAUGGCGACAACACACCUGCUCCCUUGGACUUUGUUUCCCCUACAAGGUUCGACAACAGCUACUUCAAGCUUAUACUUGGGGGAAAUGGACUACUCCCUUCAGACCAAGUGCUUCUGACUGGGAAUGGAAGGCAAGCAGCUGAGCUGGUGAAAACCUAUGCAGCUAAUGAGAGCUUAUUCUUUCAGCAGUUUGCCAAGUCCAUGGUUAAGAUGGGGAACAUUAAUCCUCUCACUGGAUUAAAGGGACAAGUCCGGAAGAAUUGUCGCCGCGUUAAUUAAGUUAUUUACUAGCUAAUUCAGUUUAUGUGUAUGCUUAAACUUUAAACUAAAUAAGAUACCUUUUGGUUU
Messenger RNA from Malus domestica (apple), 987 nucleotides. The record is from RefSeq and is a predicted model, not a curated record. Lineage: Eukaryota; Viridiplantae; Streptophyta; Magnoliopsida; Rosales; Rosaceae.